Molecule: messenger RNA, 2016 nt
Organism: Necator americanus (New World hookworm)
Lineage: Eukaryota; Metazoa; Nematoda; Chromadorea; Rhabditida; Ancylostomatidae
Exons: 18
Coding region: 1-2016 (671 amino acids)
Biological process (GO): regulation of membrane potential; monoatomic ion transmembrane transport; nervous system process
Cellular component (GO): synapse; plasma membrane; neuron projection
Molecular function (GO): transmitter-gated monoatomic ion channel activity involved in regulation of postsynaptic membrane potential; excitatory extracellular ligand-gated monoatomic ion channel activity; transmembrane signaling receptor activity
Source: RefSeq, a predicted model, not a curated record
AUGUUAAGGUAUGGCAACUGUGCGGAACGAGACUUCGGUGGUGAUGUGGACAUGAUCCAUCGUUAUAUGGGUCUACUCCUUCUGGCAGGAUGCGUAAUGUGUAUGGGACCAGUAGUACGACCCGACAAAUCACACAUGAAGACAGGACAUCCGAGAAAUCCGCGAACGCCCCAUCGAAUCCAUGAAAAAGACGAUACGCAUGUUGAAGAGGUACUAUCCAGAGAGAAACGACGACAUGAACGGGUUGCUGCUUCUGAGACGAACAAAUCCGGCACCGGCGCCGAGAUUUCCGCCGAGCUUCCAAUGGAACGACUUCGUCGUGCCUUUGGCCGUAACGACUACCUACUUCCAGAAAACUUCAAAACACUUCGAAGAUCGGAUAUUCCCGUUACAUAUCGUCUACAUGAUGAUCUUCUUAGGUACUACAGGAAAGGCACACGUCCAGUCACUCAUCCGAAUAAAAUCGUUUCCGUUUCAAUGAGCGUAUUCCUCUAUCAAAUCAUAAAACUGGACGCCGUGAAAAACACAAUCAGUCUUUCCGGAAGUUUCGAAUUGUACUGGAUCGAUGAAUUUUUGCAAUGGAACCCGUCAAGCUAUGAAGGAGCGACCGAGAUCUUUCUUUCGUCGACGGACAUAUGGAUUCCAGAAUUUUCACUGUACUACAGUUUAAAUUUUAACGAUGCCGUAAAACUACAAUCGAACAACGACAUCAGAGUGAAUCACACUGGACAUGUACGCUACUACAUACCGUUUUCGUCGGAAAGUCUCUGUAAACUCGAUGUGAAAUUUUUUCCUUUCGAUACCCAACAAUGCACUCUUCUUUUCGGCUCUUGGGCUCAUUCUAAUGACUCUAUUAAGUACUCACUCUAUUCUCCGAAACUCUCGCUCAUUGACUUCUACGAUAACCAAGAAUGGGAGUUGGAUACGAUACGUAGCACAGUGAAAUCUGACGGAUUUCUUUACGACUAUUUGGAUCCACCCCUAUUCUGGGAGAUGAUCAUUAUUGAUUUGGUGGUCGAACGCCAGAGUUUCUAUUAUGUAUUCAACCUGGUUAUUCCAAGUACGAUCAUCACGCUUGUUGCUGUGAUCGGUUUCCAUACGCCAAGCACUAGCGGAAGAAUGAGAGAUGCAAAAUUCCGUCUCGGUAUAAUGACCCUUAUGAGUAUGUCCGUCAUUCUUUUGGCAAUAGUGGAGGAUAUGCCGAAAUUCAGUAUGUCCACUAAUCGUAAAGGUCGUGGUUCUUUCUCGGGGAUCCCUCUCAUAGGUUUAUAUUACUUUAUUCUUUUGGCGAUUAUCGGUCUUUCAACGGUAACCACAUCGAUGUUUGUGUUUCUGGAACGAGACGUACGUGUAAAGCACCAGGUUCCAUGGUAUCUUCAAUGGUUAUCGUUCGAUGUUCAGCGAAGGAGAAGAAGCAACAAUCAAUAUCGCAGGCAUGUACAUGAUCCACAAGCAGAGGCGGAUCAUCUUCUCUCGAAUGGCCACGUACGAACCGGUAUACAGGACAAAGCUAAAGGGGUGGCCGUCUCAUUACUGAGCUUGAUUCCCCGACCAACACUUAAUCAAAGUCACCGGCAAAAUCCUACAUCUCAACCUCUAUCGCAGGACCAGCUAUCCAUUCAGGAGGCCACUCCACCGCGUGAAAAUCUUCGUCGACGUCUCAGCCUUACUCAAUAUGACAAUAUGGUACUGUAUCAGUACUUUGAACAAGUCCUUGAAGAUAUAAUCAAUUGCACAGGUCGAAUCGAAAAAGUUGUUACGGGAAUGCGGCAAGAUGUUGUCAAUCUGAAACCGUUGGACGAUUUGAACAGCAAAUGGCAAACAGUAAUUAGAAGACUGGAGAUAAUCUCAUUGGUCUUCUACGUUUCCGUUCUAUUUAUUACUAUGUACUUGUUCUUCUACCAUGAAUGGUACUGUGCUGUUGGACACAAUCCAUGCGGUCAGAUGAAUUUGAAAUGUCCAUGGAUGGCAGUCACACCGGAUGAUCCAAUAUGCGAACAUAACUCAUACAACUAG